UACAGGGACAUUUUAAUUGUGCCUGAUGGGGAUGUUUGACCCCUACAAUUGGUCUGAUGGCUGCUUACAAAAAGUAUUGAAAUACUUCCCAUCUGGCAGAAAUUACUGACGAUGGGAAGUGUUUGACAGUGUUGAAUACUAAUUUUUAACAAUAUUCUGUGAAACAUUAUAGAAAAAUCAGCACUCAGCCUUUAAUAAAUAUCAACAACAUGAAGCAUAUAUUUGUUAUGAUUCUGUUUGCUUCUGAAUGCCUAAUAAAUGCUAGUAUUCCUGGUUGUAAUGAAGUGGAAAGAUAUAGAUAUACAAAACAUCGUAUUCAUUAUAAUGUGGAAAUUACAAAUAUUGAUUUAAAUUGCUACGGAAUCGAUAACCUUCCAUCAAAGGAAUUACAAUUUGAGGGAAAGAUUCACACACCCCGUCGUGUAUUAUUAAGUAUUACCUUCCAUGACAGUAACAUAAAAACUAUCCCAUCGCUUUCUUUUUACGAAUUUGCUUCCAUACGAGAUUUAAAUCUGGACCAUUGCGGCAUCAAUACGUUGGAAACAAAUUGCUUUUUAGGAAUGAAAAAUUUAAAAAGACUACAGUUGGGUAAUAACAAUAUUUCAAAAAUUAAUGUUGGAACAUUAAGUAAUUUAUUCGCCCUUAACUACUUAAAUUUAUCCAGUAAUAACUUAAAAGACAUUGAUAAAGACGCUUUCAAGGGUCUCACGUUGAUGAAUGAUUUGCUCUUAAAUUACAAUAAACUUGAAGAAUUACCGGAUGAAAUAUUUUCUUCUUUGCACAGCAUUAGAAAUAUCGAUUUAUCAUGGAACAACUUGAGCACCCUUACUAUGAAUAUAUUUCGGAAUAUGACAAGUCUUGAAGCUCUUAAGUUAAAUAAAAAUCAGUUAAAGACACUUCCACCAACAAUAUUCAGCAAUUUAUCUAGUCUCAAAACCCUUGACAUGUCUUACAAUUCAUUAACAAAUCUUUCUUACGAAUCUUUAUCAGGGCUUGAAUCAUUAAUUUCUCUUGAUAUUUCCAAUAACCAACUUAUUAUGUUAGACUCUAAAUAUAAUUGUCAUAAUGCGUUUUCUGAAAAAUUUUCGCAAUCCUGUUCGAACGAAAGCAACGUUAACACCUCACGCGUAAGUUUAUUUUUAGGGAUGAAAUACCUUAAAGAAUUACAUUUAGAGGGAAACAACAUUUCAAAAAUUGAGAACGAAACACUGAGAGGUUUUGUUCAACUUGAAAUAUUAAGUUUGUCAAAAAAUCGCUUAACUGAAAUCCACCAAGACGCCUUUAAAGACUUAUCUUCAUUGACAUAUUUGUCUUUAGAUAAAAAUAAUCUUGAAACGAUAUGUAAUAGCACAUUUUCUAAUCUACGAAAACUAACCACCCUACUUUUGGAUGACAAUAAAAUACGUACUCUUUCCGUAUCCCUAUUUAAAGACUUAGAUUCACUGGAUACCCUUUCCUUGUCGAAUAAUCUAUUGAAACAUCUUCCAUUUGGUUUAAUGUCCCAUUUAAAUCUAUUAAGCAGUCUUAAUAUUUCUAAUAAUCAACUUGUUGAAUUGAAUCCCAUAUCUUUCCAUUUUUUGAAUGUUAUAAAAUCAUUGGAUAUAAGCAACAAUAAAAUUAAUACUGUGGAUAUUAAUCAGCUGAUGUCUGCUACAAGGAAUUUAGAACAUAUAUAUUUAAAUGGAAAUAACUGGAACUGUGAGGGACUAUUUAACAUUAUUAGAUCCCUUACGGUUAGAGGUGUUGUGGUCGAAAAUGGUAAUACUAUUGAUAUCGAAAAUGUUCACGGAAUAGCAUGCAGUCAAAGUAAUCGUGAGACUGAGAUGGGUACGUUUACGACAAGUGAAAGAACAACAACUGUAACGAACGAUUUUCAAAAGCACGUUUCAAAAGUUUUGAUGAAUAUAACUGGAACAUUGUCUAACAUCAACGUUAUAUUAUCAAAUCCGACGGGUUAUAGUGACGAAAAGAAACGUACAAAAGAUCAAAAUAUACAGGAAGGUAUUUUAAAUAAUUCAAUAGUUAUAGUAAAACUUCUAGAAUCUGCGAUUCAACAAUCCGCGAAGAAUGAGCAGAACAAGGAACGUUAUCUACAGUUGAAUGUUUUGAACAAAAAGGAUAUUCAGACAAAGAAGGAAACCAAUGACAUCGCUGGAUUUGAGCGUUUUCAGACUGUUCAAACAACUUCGGAUAUUGAAACUGCAAAAAUGUACUUAAUUGUAAUCUUAUCGGUUACAAGUAUGAUAAUGCUAAUCAUAAUCGGUUUCACGUAUUGCGAGUCGUUCAGACGCAUCCCUAUUAUCGACAGAAUCAGACGCAUCUCCAUUAUCGACAGAAUCAGACGUCACAAAUCUCAACACCAAAGCCAAAGCAAUGCCGACCUUAUAAUCAAUAAUGAUGUCGAAAUAUUAAAUACACGAAUUUGAGGAUUUAAUAAGCUGUUACGUAUAGAUGAAGAUCAUAUCCCAUAUUGUUUUAAUUCCAUUUUCUUCUGUCUUCCUAUUUAAAUAAAGAAUUAAAAA
This is a messenger RNA of Agrilus planipennis (emerald ash borer), 2522 nucleotides long. RefSeq names its product insulin-like growth factor-binding protein complex acid labile subunit. NCBI's taxonomy places the organism in Eukaryota, Metazoa, Arthropoda, Insecta, Coleoptera, Buprestidae. The record is from RefSeq and is a predicted model, not a curated record. The transcript has 4 exons. Bases 210 to 2426 code for a protein of 738 amino acids. Gene Ontology annotation, molecular function: protein binding.